Messenger RNA from Gigantopelta aegis, 803 nucleotides. RefSeq lists its product as uncharacterized. Lineage: Eukaryota; Metazoa; Mollusca; Gastropoda; Neomphalida; Peltospiridae. The coding region runs from base 230 to 712 and encodes 160 amino acids. The transcript has 3 exons. The record is from RefSeq and is a predicted model, not a curated record.
CCAGCAUGUGUGUACCAGGUGGUUUUCAGUAUAUCAGUGUAAAAAUGUAUAUCUAAUCCUUUAGAAUUAUAUUUGAAAAAUUGGUUGAUAUAAUUGUAAAAUAGAAUAGAUGGUUAACGACACCCCAACUCGAAAAAUACAUCGGCUAUUGGGUGUCAAACUAUAGUAAAAUGCAAAACUAAAGUUAUGAACCACAUCAAUAUAACAAUUCAACAGUUAAUGAUUAACCAUGAAGUCCAGCACUAUUUGGCAGAUACUUGUGCUUACAGGUAUUCUAACAAAACAUUCAUCUCAAGGUAACAAGGUGUGUCCAAUAGAAACAACAACGAAAUAUAGUAAUUUUCCAUUGGUACACAUGUGUGAAGAUGCAACUAUCAGUGGUGUUACAGGGUUCUUUCUUGACGCGUUCGUACCUGCCAAUACAACAACCACCUGUAACUGUUCACUUGAGACAAACUAUGACAUUCAGAUUGGUAUUAAUAUUAUUAAACAUCCAGACGAAGGCUGUCAAUCAGAAUUCAGUAUACUGGUAGAUGAGUCACAGCGGACAGUAAUUCAUAACUGCAGUAAUGUAAGACCUAUCACCAAUUUUCAACAGAUUAUUAAACCUGGAGCCAUCCUCAUGAAGCUGAAGACGGUGGCUGGGCACCAAGACACGGCGUACUGCAUGCAAAUAUACAAUGCAGCUGCUUCAGGUAGAGAAUCUUGUUGACACAUUUGAUUUUCCAGAACAUAAAAGUUGCGAUACUUUCAUAUGCGUGCAAGCCCGGUUAGCAAUACCUAGAAUACAGCUAUUGUUUUGA